AUGGGCUCAUCGUCUCUCUUCUGGCAGCAGUGCUGCCGCUGGUGCUUCCAGCCCUUCUCGACCUUCUCGCCGCACCUGUUGACUGCUGCGGGAAUCGUCAGCGCCAUCACCACCAUGGCUUCGCACGGCGUGCCUGUGAUGCGGAGCUUUGGUCUCCUGCUCGCUGCACUGGCUGCUCUCAUGCUCUCAGCCUGUGCGCCCAGGGCUGCUGCCAUUCGCCUGCCAGCUGCAAGCAACGCCGCCGACCAAACAUGCAUGCUCAAGGCGUGUGGCAUCAACGGCAAGUGCACCAAGGACAGUGCUGGAGUGGCGUCCUGUGUGUGUGACACUGGCUUCGCACUGCAGGCGGAUGGCAAUACGUGCACUGACACCUGCGAGAUCCAGAACUGUGGUGUGAACGGCAAGUGCACCAAGGAUGCCACCACUGGAGCAGCGUCCUGUGUGUGUGACUCUGGCUUCGUGCUGAGGCGGAUGGCAUGA
Messenger RNA from Closterium sp. NIES-65, 480 nucleotides. NCBI's taxonomy places the organism in Eukaryota, Viridiplantae, Streptophyta, Zygnematophyceae, Desmidiales, Closteriaceae. The record is from the annotation of a GenBank genome assembly.